Molecule: messenger RNA, 2940 nt
Organism: Oryzias latipes (Japanese medaka)
Lineage: Eukaryota; Metazoa; Chordata; Actinopteri; Beloniformes; Adrianichthyidae
Gene: haus3
Product: HAUS augmin-like complex, subunit 3
Biological process (GO): microtubule organizing center organization; spindle assembly
Cellular component (GO): HAUS complex; mitotic spindle; microtubule organizing center
Source: RefSeq, a predicted model, not a curated record
CGUAGCCUCUGUUUGGAAGUUUGGCGCGGACAGCUGAGCUACCCGGCAGAAUCACUGUGGAGGAGAAUGCGAAUACGGUUUUCUUUCUUUAAAUAUCAACGUGAGUUUUUGUUUGUUAAAAACAGUAACUGUCGCAGAAUUGACACCUUAUUACCAACCGAAUUAGAAAUGCUUUAAAGCCAGCAACGCCGUCGUGUAUAUCUGCUCUCUUUAGCUAGGAAGCUAGCUGCUGUGUGUCAGCUUAGUACCACACAAACAUGCUGAAUGGUGCCCAGUUUGUGGAGGCCCUUGGCCGUCUUGGUUACCCUAAAACCUCAUCACUAAAGGCUGCAGAGUUCGACUGGCUGUUUGACCGUUCACCAGAGAACCUCCACUUCCUGCGCUUUGUGUGUCGCACCCUCAACCGAAGCAACGUUCUCUCCCCAGAAGAGGUCGCUGCGUUUCAAGAGCUACAGAAGUCAGGCAAACCUAUUUUAGAUGAAGCUGCUUUAGGAGAAGUUCUGAAGAUUGCUGGACCUUCAGGUGGGAGCAGUGCAAACAUCAUUGGUCCCCUUUCUUCUGUGGUUUCACCGUUUACCCGGGAAAAGGAUUUAGCUGUUGAGGACUUGGAAGCAGAACUACAGGAGCUGUGUAGAGAAAAAGGGCUGAAACAGCGACGUUACAACAAGUUGCAGAUUUUAGCCGCAUCCCAAGCAGAUGUUGAGCUUAAACUCACCAGAGAGCUGGAUAGCAGAACCUGUAAACUGAAUGAAGCCGGUGCUUCUAUUAGAGCGGAGAACGCAGAAACCAACACACUGUUACAAAAGCUAACAGAUGAGGUGAGCAAGCUUGCAUCGUAUCUCCCACCACCCUCAGUCAAACAUGAAGGAGACCCCCUUUCUCAGUUGAACGUCUCAAGCCCCAGGACCCCCACCUCUCUGCUCUCUCAGCUGUCAUUGGAUCCAUAUCUGCAUCAAGAGGAACGUAACACCAAAAAUCUAGCAGCCCUCACUCAGAAACACUUUUUCUCGGGUAUUUCAAACAUCGUUGAGACUUCUUGCUCCGAGCACUUUCAGGUUCUUGAUCUUAGCUCUUGUGAAGAUGGUGAAGUUAAGGAGGGCAACCAAGAUAAAGUGAUUGAGAACAGGAGAACAGAAAUGGCAAGGCUUCAGUGGUCACAUAUUGUGGCUCAGCAUCAGUUGAUGCUGGCAGUUGCUGAGGAGAAGAGCAUUCUAGCAGGGCUGGAAUGGCUGUCCGAAAAGAACUGCCAAAGUAAGAGCUUUUCCAGCUCCUCUUCGCUGCAUGUACGAGAAGUGAUGUCCAGACAAGAGCUGCAAGCGGUGGAGGCUGAGCUGGACGCUCUGCUUCAUGGACCUGUACCUGCUGUUCUCAGGGAGUCGGCCAGACUGCUGAAUGUUCCGGUGGUGAGAGGAGACCUGGCUCUGCAGCUGGCCAGACAGGACUACUACACCUCUAGACAGAACCAGGUGCGUGACUACUUACUCCGCCAGAAAGCCUCCUUUGACUUGCUGCUUUUGGCUCAGGAGGUGGAGCUGAGGAGGUGGAGGAUAUGUCAAAACCAGCUGAGCGAAGUCAAAGGCCGACUGACGAAGGAAAGCAAAGAAGCAGCUCUGAGAAUGGAGAUUCUGAUUCACCCAGACUUGGGCAUCAAUCCAAAGCCCAGCCCUAUAAUCAGCUGCAACGAUGCUUCAUUCAGCAGACUGCUCCAGAUCCUUGACCACGAUUCAGGCAGCAGUAAACUGGAGCCAUUCCAGACAUAUGAAGCUUUAGACCAGGCUGCCCGUGAUCUGACGCACAACCUGCAGCUCACUCGAGAUUCAGUGGCCAGUGCUUGCCAUGAGCAGAACUACACAGCAGCUCGCCUUUAUAGCAACUGCGAGAUACUUCACAGGGCCACGUACACAGCGCUCCAGCAGCUGAUCUUAAGCCCGCAGGUACGUCCUACGGCCAAUACUGACCAGGAGCUCCUUUGUCCCAACGCACAGGAGCUGUCAGUGAAACUUGUGGAAGCAGAGUCUCAGCUGCAGGAUCUGCAGCGAGUACUGCAAGAAAUUCUGGGUGACCUGAAAGGCAAGCGUUCGCUGCUGGAGCGUAGCGCCCCUCUCAGGCAGGAGAGGGAGCUGUACGUCUAUUUUCAUUUGGAUGCCCGCUUGCUGCAGAAAAUAGUCGAAGAUGUGGAGGUCAAAGCCGGUAGAAAAAAGAACGCGAUGAAGCCGGAAUCUUUAUUGAAUUUCUGAUGACAACUCUAGUCCAUCUUUAGCAAUGAGCUAUUGUAUUUUUUUUCUUUCAAACUAAAUUUAGAUAGUAACUGUUAUAAUGUUAAAGAUCAAAGACAGCUGGUUUAAUUUGUAAAUAAAUAGAAAUAUAAUGAUUUUUAGUUGUUAUUAUUUUUUUUUUAUCUUUUAGAAUGCAAUUUUGACCAUUUCUGUCAGUGACUAAGAUGAAAAUGUCUAUUUUUCAGGUCUUUUUUUUUUUAAUAAUAAAAGGUACAGAAGCAGAAUGUCUGCCUUCUGUCAUCACAGGCAAUUUCUGACUCAUGAAAGAGUUAUAAAAACUAUAAAAAGUAAAAAAGCUAUAAAAAGUUUUGUUUUAAAUGUAAAAUGUCUAAAUAACAUUUCCUUUUUCCAACUUUCAAUCCAGCUACUCUGGGUUAAGUGUUGUAUAAAUGCGUUUUUGAACUGUUGUUUUUGGAAUUUCCGUAAUAGAUUUUUAAAAGAGCAACAAAUGGCUCAACACAGCAUUUUCUUUGUCUGGGUUUAUUUACAUCGACCAUGUAUUGCUUUAAAUGUUUAAUAGGAAAGUACAGAGAAAGUAACAAGCUCAGUUCCAUUGUUGUGAAACCUAUCCUGUGCUGCUCCUAAAAGGUUUCUGUGAUUUUUACCAGUCUGCAUAUUGUUUUUAAAGCCUGGAUUAAUUUAAUAAAAUGAAGAAAAUCACUAA